AAGUUUUUACCCUCGUCCUUACGUUUCUGUGGUUUAGUUCAGCGGUGGUGAGCAUAACAAUAUCUACAAUUUGAACUCAUUGAAUUCAAAAUUAGGGUUUGUUUUUGGUUUGGUUUUUAAUAUAGCACUUUCGCUUUCCCCGCUAGCUGGUUUUAACUCCGUGCAAAACAAUGUGGAGCAUCCUUGAAAUCAAAAUCUGGGUCAUGUUUGACUUCAUAAAAAUGGUUUAUAUGCUAUGAUAGAGAAACCCAUAAAUUUUACUGCAAUAAUAAUAAUAAUUUGAAUUGCUAUUAAUCAAAAUUAGGGUUUGUUUUCGGUUUGCUUUUUAAUAUAGCACUUUCACUUUCCUCAGUAAUGACAUUAGUCAGGAACAAUAGCCAACAGAAGCACAUAAAAGGAGCAUCUACCUAGAGAAAAAAAACAAAGGCUAAAAAGAAUUGCAUUAGAUACAAAGAUGCAAUCUAUGUGUUAUAGUUUAGCAAUGAGAUGGCGAAACUGUACAACUAGAAACAAUGAUACGUGUUAAAACCUUGCUCAGAUUGUUCCCGGUUGUGCCAUGUUGCACCAAGAAUCAGAAACAAUGUACUUGUAAACUUCCAAAAGCAGGUCUCAGAAAUGGCAAGAACAUCUUAAAACUCUUAGAAACGAUAUUAAAAAUAUUGGAAACUCCUAGAUUCAGCAUUAGAAACUUGGAAUGCUCCAGAAAGCUAGAGUCCAGCAUAGGGAAAUCCUGAUAAAUGAAUAAAUUGUAACAAAUGUUUUGAAAUUUGCUGGAUAGAAGUUAACAAUGUGUAGGAUAAAUUCAAUGCUUGUAACAUAUUGUUGGCCAUACGUAUGAGUGAGAUGACAAAGAUUCUUAGCUAUGUCGAUUCAAUUUGAUAACAUAGGAAAUGGCCUCCAACUAGCUACAACAAAAGGAGACUACUUUCACAACUAGAAACAAUAUGUGUUAUAGUUUAGAAAUGAGAUGGUGAAACUGUACAACUAGAAACAAUGAUACGUGUUAAAACCUUGCUCAGAUUGUUCCCGAUUGUGCCAUGUUGCACCAAGAAUCAGAAACAAUGUACUUGUAAACUUCCAAAAGCAGGUCUCAGAAAUGGCAAGAACAUCUUAAAACUCUUAGAAACGAUAUUAAAAAUAUUGGAAACUCCUAGAUUCGACAUUAGAAACUUGGAAUGCUCUAAAAAGCUAGAGUCCAGCAUAGGGAAAUCCUAAUAAAUGAAUAAAUUGUAACAAAUGUUUUGAAAUUUGCUGGAUAAAAGUUAACAAUGUGUAGGAUAAAUUCAAUGCUUGUAACAUAAUGUUGGCCAUACGUAUGAGUGAGAUGACAAAGAUGCUUAGCUAUGUCGAUUCAAUUUGAUAACAUAGGAAAUGGCCUCCAACUAGCUACAGUAAAAGGAGACUACUUUAACAACGUGCCAUGUCUCUUCAUUAAUAAGGGGUAGUGUUUGCCUAGUAUCUCAGAGAAAAAAGGAAAGUUGGAGUUAUGUAGUUAUUCUGUAAAAAUCCUCAAAAUAUCCCCAUAUGAGUUUCAAUCUAAACCUCAUGGUUACAUGAUGGAGGCAAUACACAAUUCAAUUUACAUUUUCCUCUUCUGCAUCCAAAUUUUCAGUCAAAAAACAAACUUUCAAUAAAAAAAUUUCAAUAUUUUGUAGACUUCUGAACUCAUCCAUGAUUGCCAGUUGCUUAAACUAAAAUUUCCCCUCAUCCAAAUACAUGAGUGGAAAGGUUAUUCACUCUCCCUCAAUGUGAUGCAGAAAAUCUGCAUGCCCUAGUUUAAAAGCAUUAGUGUUUCCAAAACAGAGCUCCAAGUUCAGAUAGACAAACCCAUAACUUUCACUGCAAUAAUAAUAAUAAUUUGAAUUGCUAUUAAAGUCACAGAUAAAUACACAGAAUUGUACUGUUUGAGACGUAAGGAAUGACUAGUCUACUAAAUCUUCCUAAGACUAGCAUGCAGUCUAAUUUCCUCUUUAGCAUAUUGUUUUCCAUAGCCAUUGGUUGUAAAAUUUUGCAUGGCAAAAUCAGUAUGGCAUGUCUAAAAACAACAAUAUGUCCACCAUUGAGAUAGCUACCGGAAAUAAAACUCUCCCAUCCAUUUCUGGGAUUUGCAAGGCCAUUGCUAACACACAGUUUCUGGGCCACAAGCGGCCAUUUACUACGAUGGCAAGGAUAUAUGUGCAGUUUCCAUCAUGCAUUCCACUUGCAACCUUCCAUGGGAUUUCCUGCAACAAAUAAUUAAUUUUCCACUAACAAAAAAAUUGGCAGUUCUUUUAACUGAUGAAAAAGAAAUGUUCCUAUUUAAGCACAGAUUUUAUAAAAAAACUAGAGAUAUGUUUUGCGGUGUUCAUUCCUAAUGUGCAUUGCAUUGCUUGUUUGAUAUUACAUAUUGCCUUGUGUACUUUAAUGGCAAUUAGACAAGAAAAUAACUCUCACUCUCAUGCACAACAACUCUUUGCUCAUGCAAGCUUCACUGUUCAAAUACAUCUUCUUGGAGACUAAUUUCUGUUGUUAAUCCUACCUUGUUCCAGAUGAAGGGGCAAUGUUAGAAACAUUAAAGCAAAAGAAAAUAGGCCUAGAAUUCAAAAGACACAUUAGCCAUUUAUAACAUGACUAACAGGAACCGAGUCUGUACAUACCCACCCAAUUUAGCAUCUAAACUAAAACUGGCAAGUGAAUCAGUAUCAUAAUGUGAAACACAAAAGGCUCAAUUUGCUCUGCAGAUUCAUCAAAAGUUUCAAACGAAAAGGGUAGGUAGUUAAAUGGGUGUGCCCCUCUGUAGGAUGUCUCAAUGCCAAACGUUGUGUACUAAAUUUGUAAAUAGGCUCAGCAUUCAAAACACAGAUUAGCCCUUUAUGGCAUCACUAACAGCAAUCGAGUCUGCACAUACCCACCCAAUUUAGUGCCUAAACUAAGAACUGACAAGUAAAUCAGUAUCAAAAUGUGAAACAAAAGUUUCACAUCAACCCCCAACAAUUAGUGUAACAUUGGACAAAAAAAACAUAUCGUUGAAUCAUUGACUUUCACCAUUGUCAUGUCUGCGGAAUUUAUACAUUUUACCAAGUACACAACAUAUUGUAUUUGAGAAAUUAUUUUCUUGUAGUUGAGAUGUUAUUCUGCAAUGUUUGUUCAAAUGGAUCCCAUCGAGUGACUCUAUUCCUCUUCUAAUGCACUGCCUUAUAUUUCUUUUUCUGUUCUGCAAUUGAGGAACAUAUCUGGUUUAACCCCUUCAAAUCCUGCAUUCUUUUGCGCUUUGGCCCUUGCAAAACUUGUAAUAUGUGAAUGGUUGUCAGAAAUACAGACAGGUGCCAGAUUUCAUUUGUAGAGUUUCCUGUGAUUAGAAAAGUACUUGAUUCUAGGAACCAUUUGUUGCAUCUAUGUGCCAAUUGUUUAUGGUCGAUUGCAGUAAGAGAGCCAAACUAGAUUCAUUGCUCCAAUAGCUGUAACUACAUAUUAUAUACAACUGAACCUAAAUAUCAAACAUCUAUGCAUAUAUAAGUAAUUAGAAAUUUACUUGAGUCUAGGAGGCAUUUGUUGUAUCUAUAUGCAACACUUGUUUUACCGUUGAUUGGAGCGAUUUUUUGUUUUUAGUUUUUCUAAAACUCUUUAAAUGCAGAGGGGGGUGUUCAAAGUGUUCUUGAUAAGUAGUUGUCUUCUAACUCUACAUAUACAUUGGUGAUUCUAACUUUAAAUUUUCAUUGCGAUUUGGUUCGACUGAAGAUUUGCUCUUGGCCCCAAGUGCAAUAUGAGUUGUGCUUAUCGUUAAAAUACAUUCACUUAUGUUUAUUGUUGUGACAUAGACUUACUGUUUCUCCAUACAAAACCCCAUUCCUCAUCUCUCGAGAACAGUUACCAUUAUGUCGUCUCUGACAGCCCCUCCUGAUGCCUCUGAACAACCUUCUGCAAAAACUUCAGUGAGCUUAUUUAUUCAUAUGUUUUCUCAUAUUCAUCUUAUUCACAAACAUUAUAUCUCUAUUUGUUAUUUUCUUUUGCAAAGCAUUCUCAUCCAUCAAUGCAAGUGCAUAUACCAACAUAUGUCACUGUUUCAAGUACUUUUUUAGAUCUGUUUAUGUAUUUAUAUAUAUAAAUAAAUUGAUAGAGGUGUUCUCUGCAUUGUCCUUGUGCAUUUGCAUGUCUGAAUACAUCAAUCUAGAAUCUGUCCAUGCACACAAAAUAACAUCUAUAAAGAGAAGCACACAUAGAUAGUAAUACAAAUUGGAAGCUCCAAAAAAAAAAAAAGAGGCUGCCAUACCCAUGCCUAUGCAUACGAAUGUACAUGACCUUGUGUAUCUAUUUGGUUGUCUUCUAUUAUCCUUGUAGGAAGUGGAACCACAAUUACAAUUGACCCCACAUACAAUCCUCUGUAUCAAUGCUGGGGAUGAUGUCCCCUCUCCAGUGCUUCAGCUUUUGUCUUUUGAAAAAUUGACAGUCGAUGAAGAAGAUAGUGCCUAAUUUAGGGUUGUUUUGUCUGAUGACACGCACAUGCAAUUGGCGAUCCUCCCACCUACGUACAGUGAUUUGCUGCUUUCAGAGACAUUAAAGAUAGGCUCUAUCCUAUCAUUGACAGCUUAUGCUUGUAGAAAUAUUUGGAACUCGAGGUAGGGCCCUCUAUAUGUUCUGCUGAUUUGUUCUUGGCUUUUCAAAUCUCCCUUUGCACACUAUCCAGAUUAUUCAACCUCUUGUUUUGUUCGUUUUACAGGACUAUAGUAAUAUUCAGCCUUGCUGUCAAAUUUACAAAUUCUCCAUUGCUUGGAAAACCUAGAUACCUAUUUAAAGAGCAAGAACAACAAAUGUUGGGUCGAGACACACCUCCCACAACUAAACAUUCCCUUAAAUUUGGAAUACACCUCCCACCCGUGCAACAUGAAUCUUCUGUUAAUAUCAGCCUGAUUAAAGCCUUGAACCCCUAUCAAAAUAAAUGGACGAUAAAGGGGCAUAUGACAAACAAGAGGAAGAUGCAUCAGUAUAGUACACCAAAGUCCACUGGCCAAGUCUUUAGCUUUGACAUGAUAGAUGAUGAAGGUACUGAAAUUAGAAUAACUUGCUUUGGCGAUGUAGCAGAGAUGCAUUAUCAUAGGGUUGAAGCAGGAACAUAUUAUACUGUAUCAAAAGGUUGCAUUAAAGAAGCUGACACAAAAUGGAAUAAGCUUAACAGUCAUCUUGAGAUAACUUUGGACAAUAAUUCAAUAUUGAAGCAUUGUGAUGCUGUUGUUGAUAGCAAAGGAAACAAUUCUCAAUUCACACCGAUCAAUGAAAUUACAUACUGGACCAACAACACUUUAGUUGAUGUUAUUGGUAUUGUAGUUGUUGUUGGAGAACCCUCAUUAAUUCGCAGAAAAGAUGGAAGCGAAGUAACAAAGAGAACUGUCAAAAUAAAUGAUGUCUCAACUUUUAUUGUUGAUGUUAACUUAUGGGGAGCAACAUGGUAAGGGGUAGGUGAAGAUUUGAAGAACAUGCAUGCAACCCAAACAACUGUUGUCCUUGCAGUCAGAAAUGCUCGUGCUGGUUAUUUCAAUGGAAAGUUGAUCAACACAACCACAACAACAAUUGUAAAUAUAAACCCUUCUAUCCCUGAAACAGAGACACUUAUGUCAAGAGGAAAGAUUCCAAAUGACCUUUUACCACUGUCAUGUGUUGCUGGACAACUUAACUCACAAUAUAGUAGGAUGACAAUCAUAUCUGUUUUAGAACGUACAAGUGUUCUCUCUGAAACAAUUGAAACUACUAUUAGGGUUGUUGUGAGAAUCAUUAAAACUGAUUCUUUUUGCUAUCCAGCCCGCCCUUUGAAAAUUAAUGGCAAAGAGUGUAAAAAGAAAUGCAUCCAGCAAAAUGAUAAUGUAUGGUUUUGUUCAAGAUGUCAAACUCAUGCCAGAAUGCAAUUACAAAUACUUAUUGCAGAUGAAGCUCCAAGAUCAUACAGGCACUCUUUGGGCUACUGCCUUUGAUGAGGUUGGCACAAAUCUACUGCAAAUAUCUGCCAAGGACCUUUACAUGCUGCAGUACGAUUUGACUAUAGAGAAAACAUCUCAGACCAUUAUCAAGGAUAUCCUUUUAUCUUGCUUUGUUUUCACACUCUCUGUUACAACAGACAUGUACAAUUCAGAGCCCAGGCUCAAAGCAACAAUUACCAAAGUUGCGAAAAUUGAUUUCCAAGCUGAAUGUACUCUUCUGAUUGCAGACAUUGCUCGGAUGAGUGCAGCUACACAGUUCAAGACCAAUUAGAUAGUGAUGCUUUUCAUGGGUCUUUUGAUCUUCAUAGAAUAUAUAGCUUGUUAUUGGUUUUUGGUGGUAAUCAACAAACAUAACUAAACUAUUGAUGGUUAUGUAUUUCAGCACUAUCUAAACUCGUGUUUUCCUUGGCUGUCCAAAACUUUUGGUUUUUGACAUUGCUUUUGUUGUAAAAUUCUCCAAAAGUUGCUUCUACUUCAAGUUGUCCAUGUUUGCCAAAAUUGUUGAUUUUACCUGGUCAAUCCAAUUCUUGUUUUGUUCUGCCAUGCUUCCAUGCAUCUAAAAUAUAUCGAAUGCAAUUUUGCUUCUUUGCAACUUCUUGUCUUGUAUCCUUUUGUACCUUUUCCUGUUGUGUUAUUAUUGAACAUCCAUGUUUUCCAAAUAUUCUUAAUUUGUAUAUCUUUAUUUAUACUAUGCUGUAAAAACAUAAUAAGAAAGAAACCAUACAGAUUACACAUUGGGGCAAAUAUUAAAACAACAACCAAUAGCUUCAAUCUAUGUUGUUUUAAUAAAUUUCCUGACCUCGAAAUCAUGAUUUCUAAAUUGUGUUAUUCCACCACACUAUCUCUGCCCAAUUCAAAUUAUAAUCUGCAAUGUCAAUGACUUGUACAAUGUUGUUUAUGUUUACUGUUAUUUAAUAUUCAAAGCAUUUGGUUGACCUGUCUGUUUUUUUUAUUGUAAUAUUUUGAAUCCUUUUAGAUAUGUUCUAAUGCUUGGCCCAGACACACUUCUGCUUCUCAUUAUUGUUGAACUAUAAAUUCAAAUGGAUAUUUUGAGCAUCCUUGCCAAUUGACAUAUAGUUAAAAUUUAGAUUCAUUGGCCUUUUCCUCUUUUGAAAACAAUAGGUUUCAUAUUCUUCUUUGUAUUCAUUCAAUUUAUGCAAAUGUCUGUUGCCUUAUUUGUUCUCUCCAGCGUCUACUGGUAUGCAUAAACAUAUACAUCUCCAUUUAUGUAUCACGAUAUAAAAAGAUACAUAUAAAUUGCUAUAUACAUUUACAUAUAUUUCCAUACACAUACAUGCAUACGUAUGGUCCUGCACAACUGCAUACUCGCAUACAUACAACCACAUAUUCACUUGUAUACAUGUACAUGCAAAGGAAGGCAUUCACAAUAGAUAUAUAUGCACAUCAAUAAUCUUAUAUAUCUUGAAAGUUGUGUGUCUGCAUAUGUAAGUAAAUCUCUGUGUAACAUAUUUUUUAUCUGCAUGCAUGUAUCAAUGCAUAAAUGAUUAUAUGUAUGUGUUUGUGCUUCUGUAUAGAAAUACGUACACAUGUAUGUGUAUAUCAUGGAAAUUGGUAUAUACAUUUAUAAAAAAAUCCAUACACAUACAUGCAUACAUAUAUUUUUACAUAGCUACAAACUUCCACGCACCUAUAAACAUGUACAUACAAAGGCAAGCACUCACGGUAGAUAUAUAUGCACAUGCACAACAUUGUAUAUCUUGAAAGUUGUGUGCCUACAUAUGUAAGUAAACUUGUCUCUAUCCAUAUUCUUUUAUGUGCAUGCAUUCCUCAAUGCAUGUAGAGUUAUAUGUAUGGGUAUGUGCUUAAAUUUUGUGCAAAAAUAUUUAACAUAUGCAAUUCACAGAUUGCAUCAAACAGAAGUUUCAAAUAAAACUACAUAGAUUAGAACAUAGACACUAUUUUUAACAGUUGUUUCUUGCACACUAAGAAUCUUAUAUGCUCUGUUCAUUUAAAUUGUCUAAAAUAUUAAUGCAAACCACAAUGCAAGAAUGCAAUCUUAGGAAAGCAAAAAAGAGAGAACAAAAUUGUCGCUAUUAUGCAGAACAUAGAGAAGAAAUAUCUAAAAAGCGUCGCCUGGAGUGAAUGAAACACAAAAUGCUCUUACCUGUGCCUGUGCCUGCACCAUGCAACCCCCCACAGAUGAUGGAUUCAGAUUCACUUAUUCUAAAUCAGAACCUUCCUUUAUCAUGUGACCAGACCAACAUUGUAUCGCAACAAAUACAACAACCUUCCUUGAAUAGUGGCAAACUACAAGAGAAACAUCCAGCACAAAAUAGGCAACCUCUAUACCAUCAGACAAUAUUACAGACUACAACAACACAACAAUGCACAACAAAUUAUUUAUCUUCUAUAGAGUACAUUCAAACAUUGCAAACCUUCCGCCAUCGCAUUGAUUCAUUGUCCAUGCUUCAAACAUGUACUAUUUGUAAGGAAAGAUCUAUUGGAAUAGUAAUAGGUAGGAACCAAUAGCAUAUUAUCUGUUCCGGAUGCUUUUCUGAAAAUGGCGUUCAUCGUUUCUCUUUGGCAAAUAACUUAGACCCAGGCGAGCAACCCGUUGUGUUAAAAAAACUUACCCAAGUAGAGGAGAUGCUUAUAGCUAGGGUUGCUCUUGUUUUGCAAGUUAGACAUGCAAGAGGUGGCCAAUACAAAUACACUGGUCACACUAUAAGUUUUCCCCAAGAUAUUUCAGAAAUAGCAAAGCUUUUGCCAUGAAAACUAAAAGACCUUGAAGUUCUUAUUGUCCAUCGAAGUAAUAUACAAGGCAAAAAAUAUGAUUGUUAUGUAAAUAAAUUCCAUGUUAUGGAUGCAUUGAGCUAUAAAAUUCAACAUGACCAGUACUAUAAUGAUGUUGUCAUAGACUUUGAUGCUGUCAACUUGCUUCCUGAUACUACAACAGAUAUAUCAAAUAUGCUGCACUCUUUAGAAGAAGAUACUGAUGUGACAGUUAUUCCACCAACAGAAGACCUUCUUGACAAUUGCAAUGAAUAUGAUGCAGAAAUUUCAUCAUCUUUUAUUCCAAAACUACUUGCUCCAACCCGUGAACUAGAUACAAUUAAGAGAACCUUGUAGUUAGAUGUUGAUACUAAUAAUAAUGUGCCUUGGCCUGAAAUAAACUUGUCUCCGAUAAAUGAAUAUAAUACAAUAGGCUUGUUAAGCAUGGCAUUCCCAAUGCUUUUCCCAUUUGGAGUUGCACUUCCACUUCAGCCACAUAUCAAACAUGUUCAUUUACAUGAAUAUGCUCUCCACUUAAUGAGAUAUGCUAAUCAAAGAUUUGGACAACAUGUUAGAUUUCGAUAUUACAUUUACAAUCUAAUUAUGAGACAUCGUUUGCAACAAUCUGCAGCUAUCUUCAUUAGAACUAAUUUGGGAGAACCUAUCCCAACCACUAUGGAAGCGCUGCAUGAACGCUUGCAAAACACUCUUGAUGAUCAGUUGCCAAAUCAAUUGUUGCGAUUUGGUGCAACACUUCGAGGCACUCGUGCAUAUUGGAGUAAAUCUAGAAAAGAGCUUACUGCAAUGAUCUUCCAAUUGGGGAUCCCAACAUUGUUCUUUACAUUGACCUCAACUGAUACUAAAUGGCCUAAUUUGCAUAGGCUUUUCUCUGGAAAUGAUGGCCAAAACACACAGUUUACAAGAAAACAACUUAUAGACCAUGUGAUUUGCAAUCCACAUAUAACAUCAUUAUACCUUCACAAUAGAUUUACAAUAUUUCGUCAAGAAGUUAUUCAAAAGUUGUUCCAAGCAAAGGAUCAUUGGUAUAGGUAUGAAUGGCAACACCAUGGCUCAGGGCAUAUUCAUGGCUUCUUAUGGCUCCCUGGAGCACCAAAUAUGGAAACCAUUGAUUGGACAGAUGAUAAUGAGGUCCAAAUGGCAAAAGCUUUCUUUGACAAAUAUGUUUCUGCUUGGAAUCCUCGCAACGCAGCAGACCGGAUGAAUGCAAUACACUACACUACAUUGGAUGAUCCAUGCCUAGCUGAUACAAAAAAAAUCUUCACCAUAGACCCUGCAUUGGAUUAUGACGCAUUACUUAAUACUUUACAGAGACACACAAAAUGCACAGAACAUACAUGCCUCAAGAAAAAGGGUCCCACAUUUGAAUGUCGUUACAAAGCUCCAUGGGUUCAACAAGAGAUGUCUACGUUGACAGUUGACAAUGACAACAACCCAUGCUAUAAACCUACAAGAAAUGAUGAUCGUUUGAAUAUUCAUAAUCCUUGGAUGCUUUCACUAUGGAGAGCUAAUAUUGAUUGUCAACCAGUCACUUCAAAAAAAGUUGUCCUCCAAUACAUUUCAAAGUAUGCUUCCAAAUCAGAAAACAAAUCGCAAUCCUAUAUUGAAAUGCUAAAAACGAUAGUGAAUACAACUAAAUCUGAAGAUACCAUCUUACUAACAUAUCAGAAAUUUAUGAUGGGCAUGGUAGUAGACCGUGAUAUCAGUGCACAAGAAACUUGCCAUAUGUUACAGAAAUUGCCUCUUUUAAGUUGUAGCCGACAAUUUGUUGGCAGAAAAAUACUGCAUCGUGUCAUAAAAUCAAAUAAUGGAACUGACCUUUCCACAACUUAUGUCCAUGCUUAUAUGCAGCGCCCUUUUGAAAAAUGCAACAAGUCUGCUAGAAUCAGCACAAGGGUUCUCAUAUAAUUCUCAAUGCAAAAAAUCAAAAUGGCACAUCAGGGAUAAAAAAGCAAUUGUGACUGUAUAUCCUCAGUUUAGAGAGCCUCCAGAUGAAGAUACCAAUGAGUUCGAGGUUUUCUGUUGGUUUGAACUGCUGCUAUACAAACCGUUUUGGGACAUCCCAACAGAAGUAGGAACUUCAAAGGAACAAAUUAUAGAAAAUUGGAAAAACUUUAAAAAGACUAAUUACAACUGUUUGCACAAUCAACAAAUUAUAGAUGAUUGCAACCCUCCACAUGAAGAUGUCAGUGACAAUAAUGGUUCUCAACAUCAAGAUGAUACAAAUCUAUAUGAGUGGGAAUUAAUCUCACAAAUGAGAGCUACAAAUAACUUUGCCCAAAAUGAUCUGCAAAUGCUAGGUCGUGGUGAUUACGAUAUUAACUACUUGUGGGGAGCAACUAUUGUGGAUGAUCAAUUAGACUGUACUGCUCUUCAAUUCAUAGCUGCAAGCAAGAUACAAUUCAGACACACUAGCAUGAAAAUCUCAACUUAGGACACACAAAAAAUUCAGCUAUCGCCUAAACAAAAAGUUGCGCUUGACAUUAUUCUACAGCAUCAUAAUAAUCAAUCUACAACAACACCUCUACGAAUGAUUGUUCAAGGCACCACUGGCACUGGUAAAUCAUUUUUAAUUGAUUGCAUUAGGAAACAAUUGAACAUAUCUCUAGCUGUCACGACAAACCCAUUACUUGUUUUAGCACCAACAGGUGUUGCUGCAUUUAAUAUACAAGCAACAACAAUCCAUGCAGGGUUGCGCAUACCUAUAUGAGAAAUGCAUCCUUUGACAGGGCAGUCAUUAAUGACAUUACAAGAACAAUUGAAACAUAUUAAAUAUAUUCUGAUAGACGAAAUGAGCUUUUUAGGCCCAAAAUUACUGCUAAAGAUAGAUAGUCGUUUGCGCCAAGCAUUCCCUAACAAUCAACAUGAAAGCUUUGGUGGGGUGUCCAUAAUUCUUGUAGGGUGAUUUUGCUCAGCUUCCCCUUGUAAUGGAUAAACCUAUAUAUGCAUCACACUCUACAGCCCUUAGUUUAUGGCAUUCUUUUACUAUUGUCGUAACAUUGGACACUAUUUUCCACCAACAAGGUGCAUCUAUAAGACAACAACAAUUUAGAACAAUCCUUCAGAACUUAAGAAAUGCUCAAGCACUGCAACAUGAUUGGUAGUUUCUGAUGUGCCAGAAAAAUGCAACAUUAACUAUUCAACAAAAGAAGGAUUUCAACUCAUCAAUCCAUUUAUUUGCAACAAAUGAAUCUGCACGGUUGCAUAACAGGAAAAUGCUCAAAGAAUUGAAUUUUCCUGUCGCUCUAAGUUUAGCUAAAGUUGGUAAGCAAACAAAUAUUGAAUAUGACAAUGAUGAACAACUACCAUUAGAAGUAUUACUUUCUAUAAAUCAGGUAGUGAUGUUAAUAGCUAAUUUGUGGAUUUAAGUUGGCCUUGUCAAUGGUGCUAUUGGUCUCAUAAAAACAAUUGUAUAUGAAAACAAUACAAAACCACUAGACUUGCCAAAAUAUGUGGCCGUGCAAUUCAAGGAUUAUAAUGGACCUCCAUGGGAUAUAGCUCAUCCAAAAGACAUACCCAUUUUGCCAAUAACACGAGGCAGGCAUACGCAAGUACCUUUGACUAUGUCUUGGGCCAUCACUAUUCACAAAUCUCAAGGACUUACAUUAGACAAAGCUACAAUAGACAUAGGUAAUACUGAAAAGCAAGGACUCACAUUCACAGCUAUUUCAAGAGUGAAGACAAUUGAUGGGAUAUGGAUUGAACCACCAUUCUCUUUUGAAAGGUAUUCCAAACUGCAAAAUAAUGCUUAUACAACCAUUAGAAAGAAAGAGGAAACUCGUUUGCAGCUGCUCUCUACACAAACAAAUAUCUAUUCAACUUAAAAUCUUCUAGUCCAGAACCAUCUUUGUUACAUUCCUCUGCUUUCAACAAGGUAAUUAUAGUUUUACAUGGUCUUAUCUCUUCAAAACAUGUGCAUUCUUAAUCAUCCCUGGUACUAAUUCUUUUGACCUCACUGUUCAUUUUAGAUUGCAUUCAUUCUAAGACAUCCUCCAUGUUGCAUUGAGCACUACAUAUAAGUGUUCCUAUCUAUACAGGCUGCAAUGAUUGUCUAAAGCUAAAUCAGGUAUAACACAACUACAACAUAUUGCCUAUUCACAUCACUCACUGCUCCAACAUAAACAACUAUCUCAGGUAUGGUAUGUAACUUUUAUUGCUUCAAAUAUACUUUGUUAACAAAUUUUUAUGCUCCAACAUUACUUUAUGUCACUUUUAUCUAACUUGCCCCUUUGUAAGAUAGUUACAAUACAUUGCCUGUCCACUUCACUCAUUGUCAAUCAACCGUUCAAUGUAGUUUUCUCCUGCACAAUGCAGGUAUACAUACCUAUUAAACAUACAAAGUUUACAUGUAAUUCUUUUUAUGUGGCCAUGUAAUUCUUUGAAGACAUAUUCAAUGUUCACUUCAACAUUUCUUUUCAGUUUCUCUAUAUACAUUAAUACCUAGUACAAAAAAUACGGAGAAAUAUGCAAAAAAAAAAUUACAAACCCUUUCCAAUAGCUUUUUACAACAUCAAUUAUUCACUGCUCGAACAUAUACAACUAUCACAGGUAUAAUAUUUUACUUUUAUUCCUUCAAAUAUACUCUGUUCAUGAUUUUCUAUGCUCCAAAACUACUUUUACCCUGUUAUCUGUCAUUUGUUUUGAGGUUACUGAAACAUAUGUUUUUUAAAUGUACCCUUGGUACAUAUUAAAUCAUAGAGGCCUAGUUUCAUGUUCUCGUUCUCACUUUUGAACUUAUCAUUGGUUGUAGCUGAAAUGUGUUGUCAAUAUAAAUUAUACAAAGUUAUACACAAAAAAAUCAGUAAUAUGCUUAGUUUGUUCUUUUUGUCUACAAAACAUGUCUUCCUCAACCCUCAAUUAACUUUGUAACUCUUUUGACACUAAAAUGAAUAUAUUUCUAAUCAAUUUUAAACUUUAUACUAAUCAAACAUUUGUGAUACAAUCUAAUUUGAAACAUCAUCGUGGUUGUGCUGCUGCUCCAACAUUAUACAUCUAUGCGAACUUUAAGAGCUUUUAUUAAUGCCAUUGUUAGAGGAACUGUGUAUUAUACUUGUGAUAAGUUUUGUUACAAAAGUGUCUGUUACAUUCAAAACUCAUUGCUCCAACAUAAACAACUAUCUCAGCUACAAUACAUUGCCUCUCCACUGUACUCAUUGUCAAUCAACUGUUCAAUGCACAUU
This is a messenger RNA of Cryptomeria japonica (Japanese cedar), 13879 nucleotides long. RefSeq lists its product as uncharacterized. Lineage: Eukaryota; Viridiplantae; Streptophyta; Pinopsida; Cupressales; Cupressaceae. The transcript has 2 exons. The coding region runs from base 9126 to 10607 and encodes 493 amino acids. The record is from RefSeq and is a predicted model, not a curated record.